AUGCCAGUACCUUUGUUUUCAGACUUUGUCUCAAAUUUCAAAAGUCAAUCUAAAGAUGCUGAAUACUUGAAGCAAGUUGAUGUUUUUAUCUGGGAUGAAGCACCAAUGGCACCCCGUUAUGCUUUAAAAUUAAUUGAUAGAACUUUGCGUGAUUUUAUGAACGUAGAUUUACCAUUUGGUGGAAAAGUAAUGGUACUUAGUGGAGAUUUCAGGCAACUUUUACCUGUAAAAAUUCAUGCUACUCGAAGUGAAAUGGUCAAUUUGUCAAUUAAAUUUAGUUCUCUUUGGAAAAAUUUCUCUUUACAUACACUGACUAAAAAUAUGCGAACUUUAUCAGAAGAAACAGAAUUUGCAAAAUUUCUAUUAUCUGUUGGUGAUGGAAUCUUAAAUGAUAAAGAUAAUAAUUUAUUGCUACCAGAAUGUGUAGCCUCAAAAUCUGAUGAUAUUGUUCGCACAAUUUUUGGUUCAUUGAUUGCAGAACGUAAAUAUGAAAAUUUAUCAAAAGUUGAAAUUUUAGCUGCAAGAAACAUUGACGUUGAAGAAAUCAAUUGCAGAGUUGUAGAACUUCUUGAUAAAAAUACGGAAAAAAUCUAUACUAGCGUCGAUAGCGUUAGAAAUUGUGACAAUGGAGAAAUUAAUGAUGGACUUUUGCCAGAAUACUUAAAUACAUUAAAUCCUCCUAACUUUCCACCAUACGAAUUACGAUUAAGAGUCAAUUGUAUUGUUAUGUUAGUUAGAAAUUUAAGUAUCAAUGAAGGACUGUGUAACGGAACAAGAUUACAAGUGUUAGAGCUUGCGAAUAAUCUUUUACGGUGUAAAAUUUUAACAGGUGAUAAAGCUGGUGAUGUAGUAUUUAUACAUAGAAUAGACUUAUAUUGUGAAAAUUUGUAUCCGUUUACAUUUAAAAGACGCCAAUUUCCAAUAAAAUUAGCAUUUGCAAUGACUAUUAAUAAGAGUCAAGGUCAAACAUUUGAUAUGAUUGGAAUUGAUUUACGAAAAGAUGUAUUUAAUCAUGGACAAUUAUAUGUUGCAUUUUCAAGAGUUCGUUCUUGGGAAUCUCUUAAAAUUUUUCUUGGGAGUCAACGAACAUCUUACAUUGUUAAAAACUAUGUAUAUAAAGAAUUGUAUGUUUAA
Molecule: messenger RNA, 1134 nt
Organism: Leptopilina heterotoma
Lineage: Eukaryota; Metazoa; Arthropoda; Insecta; Hymenoptera; Figitidae
Product: ATP-dependent DNA helicase PIF1-like
Exons: 1
Coding region: 1-1134 (377 amino acids)
Biological process (GO): DNA repair; telomere maintenance
Molecular function (GO): DNA helicase activity
Source: RefSeq, a predicted model, not a curated record